UCAUGUUCGGAGAGCAGUGACUACACAGCUGAGCCCAAAUAUCACCGAUGAUUGAGUCUUUGUGAGUUUAAAAUGUAGAGAAAAAAAAAAAGGUUCUGGAUGGGGUGGUCGGUGUGCAGGGAGCAGAUGGUGAUCAGGCAAGGCUGAGACGCAUUAUCAAGCUGCUGUCGGAGCAAUCAGCAGGGACGAAACCACAAGAGUGCCAGCAGGAAACACACCUGAUGCUGAAUUAUUGAUCACACAGACAUGUUUUAUACAUCCUCCAGGUGGGCGAGACCCUCCCCCUGCAGCUCAGGAUCACUCACAACUUUUUUCUUUCUUCUCCGUUCGCCGCUGAGGAAAAACGAGGCUGUUGGAUGAAUCCGCCUCUUUACGUGGUCUCGACAGGAAGCGACACGCCGAAUCCACUUCUGAAGAACACUCUCGCAGAUGGCAGAGGUGUGAACGGACAGCCAGCAUGAAACAGAUGGGUGUGAAAUGUGGAAAUGGAGAGAGAAAGGACACGCAGGGUUGUGCAACAAAGCUUUUUGACGCUUAUAUAAAUGUAAAAACUGUAAGGAAGGWGGGAGAAAUGGGGCGGGAGGGAUGGAUGGAUGGACUUCAGAGCUGGGGUUCCAAAGAGUGGCCGUGGUUUCGUCACAAUCCCACAAAUAUAAAYAAGAAAACUGAAGAAAAAAAAAGCAGAGAAGACAGCAAUCCUGUUGCUCCAAAUGAAAAUGGAUCCCUGCAGUUUGACAGAGUUGACUGUCCGAUUAUCUGCUUCACUUCUUCCUCCGUCUCUCCGUCCACGAGUAGAGCUCCGCUGACAUCUUUUUAUCCCCUUCGUCUUUCUUUCCCCCCACCCCCCUCUCUCUCUCCGCUCUGGUUUUAUCUCAUCUCACAGUCGACGGGGGUGUGGGUGUUUGGGGGGAAAAAAAACGCUCCGAUGUCUCCCAUCCCUGCCUCGUCUUUGUUUGUUGAAUCCUUCUUUUAUUGUGAUUUUUAUUUUAAUCCAAUUCCUCUCUUCUGUCUGCAGUCGCUGCUGAGGAGGAGAAUGAGGAGGAGAAUGAGGAGGAGGAGGAGGAGGAGGAGGAGAGGUAAGGAGAGCUGGUUGCCUGAGUCGCAGAGAGAAAAGAAGCUCUCCUCGCUGCCUCCCUCUCUCUGGCUUCAUCAAUGCACACCUCCCUCCCCGCUUCAGUCAUCAGCAGCAAAUCACAGCCUCCCAGCUGCCUCCACUCUGCUCGUACAGGCACAGUUAUACGUACAGAAGCUUUUAUUUAAAUACACUUGCGGGGGAAAUCAGUAUGCAGCCAUGGUGAAGAGUGGUGAGAGAGACUGGGGCGGUGAGGGAAGCAGGAAACAYGCAGAUGUGAGUGGUGUCCUCGUGGCAUCUGGGACACGGCGAGAAAGAAAAUGGAAAAACAUCAGCGAGCCAAAGGCAUCAGCGCUCACCUUUAYGCCCCAGAACAACCCGAGUACAGGGAGAAGUUCGUGUCUCGGCAGUGGAGCGCCACAGACCAGACCCCGGGGAUCCUCAGACACUGACCCAGGUUACGUGUUGGAAGCCUCACCACAGGAUUUAUAUAUUUAACAAGACCCCAAAACUCAGACCAGAAAAUUAGCUUUCAUUUCACAUAUACUGUACAUCRAUUUUAUUUUAUUUUUUAUCUACUUUAUCUUUCUGUUUGAUCAGCCGGAACACAUUCCGGUAACUCAAUGCCUCUUAAAAGAUGAAACUUUCCUGAAGAUGCCAACAGAACUGGAACAUUCAGAGCCACCAUCAACAUGGAGGUUAACUUUUGCAACAAGAAGAUCCCUUUUAACUGUUUCUUCAGGGUCACACAAAUGUUCCCUAUUACAAUGCCUGCCAAGCUUUGUAAUAAUUAUAUUAGUUUAAAAUGGUCUCCAACGAUAUUAUUGUUUAUCGCAAUAAUUUCUGAGACAAUUCAUCAUCCAGCAGAAUUUGUUAUCAUGACAGUCCUGGUUGUGGUUUGUCUGUGCACACACUCAGAACUUUAUGAAUGGAUUUUUGUGAAAUUAUGGGGAAAUGUAGAGAUUAUAACAAAGAACUGAUUCAUGAUGGGUGAAGAUCUGGAUCACCUGUGGGGGUGACCCUAAGGUCUUGUAGGUGUGCGUUCUCCGAAUGCUUCCAGUUGCUUUAUGUUAUGUCCCACAUUUACCCUCCUCCUUUAUCCGGGCUUGGGACCACCAAAGUGAUUCAAAAGAGACACUCUGGUAAUGUAUUUAUUAACUUUGUAAAGAGUUGUUAUUUUGAAAUUUGUACAAGAGAAUGUGUUGAAAUACAGACACACAGAAGAAACAUGGAUUUAAAGUGUAACUUUAGUUUUCUCAAUCUUCUUUUGACACAUGAUGCAAUUUAGUUUUUCUUUUUCUAGAUUACGUUGCAAAUUGAUAGAAAAUUGCUAAAUCUAUUGAAGUACUGUACAAAGUACGWGUUAUUCAAUGAUAGAGCUUUGUAUAUGUCGUAUAAUGCAAUAAUUGUUCCACACUUAUUUAUUGUAUUGGUCUGGGGGRAAGCAUGUAAAACAAUUAUAAACCCUA
Messenger RNA from Austrofundulus limnaeus, 2541 nucleotides. RefSeq lists its product as uncharacterized. The coding region runs from base 458 to 1570 and encodes 370 amino acids. NCBI's taxonomy places the organism in Eukaryota, Metazoa, Chordata, Actinopteri, Cyprinodontiformes, Rivulidae. The transcript is spliced from 3 exons. The record is from RefSeq and is a predicted model, not a curated record.